AUGAUUAACCUGGUGGCAAAAUCUGCCAGAUGUGCACGUUUGGUUGCCCAUAGACCGAUCGCUGCCAGACGCACCCUAAUUGCGUCUCAGUAUAGAUUUUACAGUGAGAAAAAGGACGAGCAAAAAGUCGACUCCAUUUUGGACGAGGACCUUCUUGCCAAAGCGGGCAUUGAUUCUGAACCUAAAACAGAGUCACAAGAAGAACCUAAAAGGCACGAGCCACAAGAAGACGAGUUUGGUCAACCUAGAAAGAGAAGAAACAAUGUCAAAUCCUCCUUGGACAAGAAGAAAGACAGACUAGCCAAAAUGUUUUGGUUCUCUGUUUUAGGGGCCGCUUUGGCUGGAGGAGUCUACAACUCCAGAGACUGGGACCCAGAAGAAGAGAAGGAUCUGUACAACCCCGAAGAGAAUGGACUAAAUCCAGUCAACGUGUGGACAAGAUUUAAGAAGAGAUUGUGGGGAGUCACAAACGUGUUCUCCGAACCAGCAUUCACCGAUCUGCUUCCGCCUCCUCCUCCUGCUCCCUACAGACAUCCAUUGACGUUGGUGUUAGAGCUUGAUGAUCUGCUUAUUCAUGCUGACUGGGAUCACAAAAAAGGAUGGAAGACUGCCAAGAGACCAGGGGUUGACUACUUUUUGGGCUAUCUUUCCCAAUACUAUGAAAUCGUGAUUUUCUCCAGAUCUUCAAUGGCAUUCGCUGAAACGGCUGUUGCAAAGCUGGACCCAUAUCACGCUUUCAUUUCCUACUCUUUGUUCCGCGAGGCUUGCAGGACCAAAGAUGGGAAAGUCAUCAAGGAUUUGAGUUUGAUGAACAGAGACUUGGGAAAACUGAUCAUUAUUGAUCCCGAUGAAUCGUGUUAUUCUAUGCAGCCUGAAAACGCCAUUCCUAUUGAUAAAUGGGAUGGCAAAAAGGACGACAAGCUUGUUAGAUUGAUUCCUUUCCUUGAAUACCUGGCCACCCAGCCAAUCAAGGAUGUGAGACCUGUUUUGGCGUCGUUUAAAGAUAAAAAGAAGAUCCCCGAAGAAUUUGCUGAGAGAGAGGUGAAGUUGAGACAACAAUGGGAGAAAGAACAGAAGCAAAUCAAUGGCUCCACCCUUACCUCCUCAUUGCUGGGUAUCUCUCAAAUGAGACCUAGAAAGAUGCCUUUGGACCUAAUAAGGGAACACGGGCAAAAAAAUUACCUUCAUAUGUACAACUAUCUGAAGGAGAAUGGAGAGAAGCUGUUGCAAGAAGAGCAACAAAAAACGAAAGAGCUGCUAGCCGAUCAAAAGUUAACCCUGGAGAAGAUCUUCACUGAGGGAAUGCCAACUGCCGAGGACAUCGCCAAGCAGCAGGCUAUCCAAGCAGCUCAAGAAGGACAGGCUCCAGCAAAACGAUAA
Ogataea angusta is the source of this 1380-nucleotide messenger RNA. RefSeq lists its product as uncharacterized. The coding region runs from base 1 to 1380 and encodes 459 amino acids. NCBI's taxonomy places the organism in Eukaryota, Fungi, Ascomycota, Pichiomycetes, Pichiales, Pichiaceae. The record is from RefSeq and is a predicted model, not a curated record. Gene Ontology annotation, molecular function: phosphoprotein phosphatase activity. The transcript has a single exon.